AUGUGGAUCUUUGAACAAGUGUCCAGCGCGCUGCUGGGCGUGUGGGACUUCUGUGUCCGCCUCUUGUCAUCAUGCAUCACCACAUACAAGAAGACGCCUCCCCCAGUCCCUCCGCGGACCACCCCAUCCAAGCCCUUCAUCUCCAUCACCGCUCAGAGCAGCACCGAAUCGGCCCAGGACGCGUACAUGGACGGGGGCUCGGGGAGCGCCAGGGCGGGCAUCAGCUCCCAACCGGGCCUGUCCAACUCCACCGAGAGCAUCGACAGCAUGAAGGCCCUGACCGCAGCCAUAGAAGCGGCUAACGCACAGGUGCACGGCCCGGCUAGCCAACACGUGACCAACAGCAUCACUAUCACUGCCACAGCCACCACCUCGGUCACCGCGGAAACCAAGGCGCAAAGGGAAGCAAUGCGGAAGUGCCUCUCCAUAGGGAUACAGGUGGACCCCGAGGAAGAAGGGCAGGCCGCUGAGGAGCAGGAGCAGGAGCAGUCAAAGUUCCAGUCAAUAGGAAUUCAAGUGGAGGAUGAUAGAUGUUACAGACGGAUGACGCGGUCCAACAGCGUGACCACCGCAGUGCAAGCAGACCUGGACGACCCCGCCGACAGCUCGGACCUGCCCCCACCGCGACACUGUGCCACUAUGCCCCGGCAACACUCCCGGGACGCCGCCUCCUCCACCGUCAGCAUCCAGGGCUCAGGCAACCACUACCACGCCUGUGCCGCCGACGACUACGGAGAGGUGGGCUUCGACCCCUCCAUCCUGCCCCCUCCGGACCCCUGGAUGGACAGCGUGCCCGAGGCGGAGGGCCAGGACCUGCAGGCCGUGAGCAGGUCGGUGUGCCCCCGCGACGGACGCUGGUUCCUCAAGCUGCUGCAGGCCGAGACGGAGCGCAUGGAGAGCUGGUGCAGACACAUGGAGCAGGACGAGAGCGACCAGGAGCUGCAGGAUGAAGUCCUGGGGAAGAUCCGCAGUGCAGUGGGGAGUGCCCAGCUGCUGAUGUCCCAGAAGUUCCAGCAGUUCCGGGAGCUGUGUGAAGAGAAUCUGAAUCCCAAUGCAAACCCGCGGCCCAUCUCCCAGGACCUGGCAGGUUUCUGGGACAUGCUCCAGCUCUCUAUUGAGAACAUUAGCCUGAAGUUUGAUGAGCUCCACCAGCUAAAAGCCAACAACUGGAAACCUCUGAGUCCCCCGGAAGUUCAGGAGAGAAGGAUGCCCCCUCCUGUGCCAAAGAAGCCCCUGAAGGGCCACCCUCCCCUGACUAGGGACCGUUCUCUGAAGAGCUCUGAGCGUCAGCGCCUGGAGGCUCGCAAACGCCUGCUAGCUGCCAAACGAGCUGCUUCAGUCCGGCAGAGCUCAGCCACUGAGAGCGCAGACAGUAUUGAGAUCUAUAUUCCUGAGGCUCAGACCAGACUAUGA
Messenger RNA from Knipowitschia caucasica, 1413 nucleotides. The record is from the annotation of a GenBank genome assembly. NCBI's taxonomy places the organism in Eukaryota, Metazoa, Chordata, Actinopteri, Gobiiformes, Gobiidae.